Mobula hypostoma (lesser devil ray) is the source of this 1809-nucleotide messenger RNA. It is a transcript of the gene osgepl1, whose product is annotated as O-sialoglycoprotein endopeptidase-like 1. Gene Ontology annotation, cellular component: mitochondrion. NCBI's taxonomy places the organism in Eukaryota, Metazoa, Chordata, Chondrichthyes, Myliobatiformes, Myliobatidae. Bases 189 to 1397 code for a protein of 402 amino acids. Gene Ontology annotation, biological process: tRNA threonylcarbamoyladenosine modification. The transcript has 7 exons. The record is from RefSeq and is a predicted model, not a curated record.
CUUCCUUUGUGGGGAGUCCGGCCUGCUGUGCUUUCCUGCGUAGUCGUCGAUCUGUUGGGCAUUUCGAUGAACAGUGCCCGGUGAAACUGGGGUGCAAGUAGACAGUGCGGUAGACCUUAAGCGAUCGCUGCUGCCGCUCUCCAUGUGGUUGGGCUCGGAAACAGACCGUUGCGCGGGUUUGCGUUGCCAUGGCAACACAUCUCCUGCGUGUCCGAGCCCUGAGCCGGGUCGCUGCCCGCGGGCCCCUCGCUCAGCCCAGGCUGGUGCUGGGCAUAGAAACCAGCUGCGAUGACACUGCCGCGGCCGUCGUGGACGAAACAGGGAGAGUCUUAGGAGAAGCCUUACACUCCCAGAAAGAAACUCACCUGAAGGCAGGUGGAAUAAUUCCACCAGUCGCACAGAGGCUACACAGAGAGCACCUGGAUAGAGUGGUGCAGGAAGCUAUAGAUAAGAGUGGAGUCUCCCUCAAUGAACUAACAGCAAUAGCAACCACCAUAAAGCCAGGACUUGCGUUAAGCCUACAAGUGGGCUUAGAGUACAGCUUGAAAUUAAUAGAACAAUAUAAGAAACCUUUUAUUCCUAUUCAUCAUAUGGAGGCCCAUGCUCUGACCAUUAGAAUGCUACAGUCAGUGGAAUUCCCCUUCCUGGUCUUGUUGAUCUCUGGUGGUCACAGUUUGCUUGCCGUUGCUCGUGGAGUAGAUGACUUUCUUCUUCUCGGACAGACGAUGGACGAAGCCCCAGGAGACACAUUUGACAAGGUGGCAAGAAGACUGUCACUGAGAAAUCACCCAGCGUGCUGCACCAUGAGCGGGGGUGAAGCCAUUGAAUACUUGGCCAGAAGUGGGAAUCGAUUGCAUAUUGAAUUAACACAACCUAUGAGGCAUCACUUAGACUGUGACUUUUCCUUCUCUGGUCUGCGCAAUCAUGUCAAUCAAAUAAUUACAAAAAAGGAAAAGGAAGAAGCAGGUAUCCAGAAUGGGCAGCUGCUCUCGUGUGCGAAUGACAUUGCUGCUGCUGUACAACAUACAGUGGCAGUUCACUUGGCGAAGCGUACACAUCGAGCCGUUCUCUUCUGUAAGAUGGAAGACCUCUUGCCUCAAUCAAACCCAACCUUGGUGGUGUCAGGUGGAGUGGCCAGCAAUAAAUACAUCAUAAAAAUUCUGCAGAUAGUAGCUGAAGCAUAUGGGUUCUCACUGAAUUGUCCUCCUCCUAAACUCUGCACAGACAAUGGCAUCAUGAUUGCAUGGAAUGGUAUUGAGAGACUUAGAGCAGGAAUUGGUGUUCUGCAGAAUCCAAAAGCAAUUCGUUAUGAGCCAAAAGCCCCUCUCGGAAUUAGCUUAUCAGAACAAGUCAAGAAAGCAGCAUUGAAGGUCCCUCGUCUGAAACUGAAGAUAUAAUUAAUAAAAUGGGACUCCACUGGGUGGUCGGCUUUUUAAGAAUUAAUUCUAAUAAGCCUGAUUUUUCAAUGAAAUGUGUACAAAUUAGAUGAUGCCAAUUAUAACUUGCUAUAUUAAAAUGUGUACAGUAUAUUUGAAAUGAUAAACAUCAAAUGAGUUGAAUUGAAUGACUGGGUGAAUUUCUGUUCUGAAGGAAUCUUGCAAAGUUACCACCAUUCAAAAGGAUCAAUGACACCAAUCAAAAUCAGAAAAUGUAUGAUCUUUCCAUGUUUUAAUAAAGUAUUUUAAUGCCUUUUUUUAUUGGAUUAUAUAAAUCCAUUAAUUUGAUAUGUUAGAUUGAGUCUUGAUCUUUCUGGAUUUAUGAAUCCAAACUAUAUUGAGAAGAACAUUACUCAUUCAGAAAUCAGAAAAA